Messenger RNA from Sinocyclocheilus grahami, 797 nucleotides. RefSeq names its product vacuolar protein sorting-associated protein 8 homolog. The transcript has 10 exons. Gene Ontology annotation, cellular component: early endosome; HOPS complex; CORVET complex. The record is from RefSeq and is a predicted model, not a curated record. Gene Ontology annotation, biological process: protein targeting to vacuole; endosomal vesicle fusion. The annotation marks the transcript as partial. Lineage: Eukaryota; Metazoa; Chordata; Actinopteri; Cypriniformes; Cyprinidae.
AAACUCUUUCAGGCAAUUGGUCCUCCUCUCCGUGAAGGAAAGCCUCUCACAGAUGAGCAUGUUGUGAUGGGAAAUAAACUGCUGGUGUACAUCAGCUGUUGUUUGGCAGGACGGGCCUAUCCGUUAGGUGACAUUCCUGAAGAUCUGGUCCCUCAGGUGAAAAACCAGGUGUUUGAGUUUCUCAUUCGUCUGCACUCGGUGGAGGCUGCACAGGAAGAGGAAGUGUAUCCAUACAUUCGAACUCUUUUGCACUUCGACACUCGAGAGUUCCUCAACGUCCUGGCGCUGACAUUUGAGGACUUCAAGAAUGACAAACAGGCUCUGGAGUAUCAGCAAAGGAUUGUGGACAUUUUACUGAAGGUUAUGGUGGACAAUUCUGACUUCACCCCGUCUCAGGUCGGCUGUCUUUUCACCUUCCUGGCACGACAACUUGCCAAACCUGAUAAUACCCUUUUUGUUAACCGGAAGCUNUUUGCAGGUUCUAGAGUUUCUAUGUAGUCCAGAUGAUGACUCUAGACAUACAGAAAGACAGCAGGUUCUGCUGGAGCUGCUGCAGGUUGGUGGCGUGGUCCAGUUUGAUGAAGGGCGUCUCCUUGACCUUGCAGAGAAGACGGAAUUUUAUCAGAUCUGCGAGUUUAUGUAUGAAAAAAAGCACCUUUACGACAAAAUUGUUGACUGCUACCUGAAAGACCCUUUGAGAAAGGAGGAGCUCUUCAACUACAUUCAUAACAUCCUGUCCAUGCCAGGCUACAGCUCAGAGGAGAAACAGUUGGUGUGGGUCAAAGCCCUUCAACACA